AUGUAUAAUAAUCUUGAUGCAUUAUUAGUUUAUUUCGAUCAAACAAAUGAUGUUAACAGGUGCUUUAUUUAUUCAACAAUGAUUGAUAUUCCAUCUAUUUACGAAUACUUCCUUUCACAUGGUGCAAAUAUCGAUGAAAAAAAUGAAAAUGGGUACGCAGCUCUUCAUAUUGCAUCACGUGAUAAUAAUAAAGAAACAGUCGAAUUCCUUCUUUCACAUGGUGCAAAUAUUGAUGAAAAAGAUGAAUGUGGACACACAGUUCUUCAUCAUGCAGCAACAAAUAAUUCUAAAGAAACAACUGAAGUUCUUCUUUCACAUGGUGCAAAUAUCGAUGAAAAGGAUGAAAGUGGAUUCAAAGCUCUUCAUAAUGCAACAACAAAUAAUUCUAAAGAAACAGUCGAAAUUCUUCUUUCAUAUGGUGCAAAAUAA
Messenger RNA from Trichomonas vaginalis G3, 429 nucleotides. RefSeq names its product proteasome regulatory particle assembly. Gene Ontology annotation, molecular function: protein binding. The transcript has a single exon. Lineage: Eukaryota; Parabasalia; Trichomonadida; Trichomonadidae. The record is from RefSeq and is a predicted model, not a curated record. The coding region runs from base 1 to 429 and encodes 142 amino acids.